This is a messenger RNA of Sycon ciliatum, 1386 nucleotides long. RefSeq names its product alpha-(1,3)-fucosyltransferase 10-like. Lineage: Eukaryota; Metazoa; Porifera; Calcarea; Leucosolenida; Sycettidae. The coding region runs from base 1 to 1386 and encodes 461 amino acids. Gene Ontology annotation, molecular function: alpha-(1->3)-fucosyltransferase activity. Gene Ontology annotation, cellular component: membrane. The record is from RefSeq and is a predicted model, not a curated record. The transcript has a single exon.
AUGGCCUCGCAGGAAUUUCUGAAGCGAACUCUAAAGACGUUCAUCACCGUCCUGCUGAUCGCAUCAGCCUGGGGAUUAAUAGUAUACACUUUGCCAGCAACCAAGCGUGCGCUGCAUGCACCGAAUGUGCUGCAUGCACGGAAAGUGAGUAAAGGCUCACUCCAGGACAAUGACUUGGGGAAGACAGCAAUCGCUAUGGAGACGACAGCUUCCGAACCCUAUCACAAGCAGCUCGUCCAGAUUUCUAAAGUAUGGGGGCAGCAUGGCUUAGGCCAUGCCUGGCCGCAUACCGUCCACAAUGGAAUGCCAACAUGCCAGCACCCAGGGAUGGUCCAGAUUUGCCCGAAUCCACGAACGAGACUAAUCAUACUCUACUGGAGUGCCGUGGUUGGCGACAACAACUUCACGCUGUUCCCUCCCAGUGAUGGCCUGUUACACUUUGGAUGCUGUGACGGCAUUGACAUGAUCUACACAAUGGACCGCAAGAUGCUCGCUGUUGCUGAUAUCGUAGAAUUCGCAGGUCCAGAGCUUCCCGAUCCACUGCCCUCCAAGGGUCACAAGUACCAAUUGUUUAUGGCGACAAGCACUGAAGCCCAAUACGCUACCGCUAGAAUCCAUAAUGUCGCCCGGAUGUCUGGAAUAAACUUGCUUCGAUCGUACGCUUGGAUCAGUGAUAUUCGCCACUCAUUCACUCAACCAGGAGAGUGCUAUUGCAAACAAUACGUGAAGCCUCUGAAAAUACCGCACGGCCAGCGACAUGUUGUCCCUGUGUCAGCUCUAGUUUCCAAUUGCUGGACGUUCGGCGGCCGUCAUGAGUUGUUGAAGUACAUGAUGAAGAAGAUUGCAGUGCACAGCAUGGGGGGCUGUCUCCACAAUCAUAAGCUUCCGGCUAAUGCCCGCGCCUCCCUGGAAAACUAUCUGUAUAAUUUUGCUGUUGAGAACGCCAUAUGUAUGGACUACAUUACGGAGAAGUUUCAGCGGGCCUUGUCACUAGGCACGGUGCCGAUAGUGCUAACUCAGGAUCAAAUGCCGGGAUACGAGUUUGUGGCUCCUACAAAUUCUUCCUACGUCGAUCUGUCUCGCUUUCGGACGCUGGAUGAUGCCAUUAUGUUCAUCAGAGACGCUGCAGCCUCAAAGGAGAAAUACGCACAGCACCACAGUUACAGAGGUAAAUCAAUCACAAGUCCAGUCUUGUCGGCCAAGUUUAAACGCCACGUGUGCAAGCAGAGCGAAGACAAUCUUGACCAAUGGUGCCGACUUGCCAGAACCAUGCAGACGAGGAGAGGAAGAGAACAGCUGCUCCAGAAAACGUAUGACCAGUAUAAUUCUACUUCAGAUCGGCAGUGUGCUGAGAGAGGCUCAAUGUUAAAACUCGUCCCCAGAUGA